Messenger RNA from Neodiprion fabricii, 5954 nucleotides. RefSeq names its product ski oncogene. Gene Ontology annotation, molecular function: SMAD binding; RNA polymerase II cis-regulatory region sequence-specific DNA binding; DNA-binding transcription factor activity, RNA polymerase II-specific. Lineage: Eukaryota; Metazoa; Arthropoda; Insecta; Hymenoptera; Diprionidae. The coding region runs from base 2432 to 4657 and encodes 741 amino acids. Gene Ontology annotation, cellular component: nucleus. The record is from RefSeq and is a predicted model, not a curated record. The transcript is spliced from 3 exons. Gene Ontology annotation, biological process: negative regulation of BMP signaling pathway.
CUCCUUGGACACACACGCAGCUGGCGGCGAGGGCUCGCUGCGUGAACGUACGAGCGGCAGACUCGUCGGUUCGAGCAAUACACGCGCGGCGAGCGGAGAUAUUGCGCAGGGAGCAGAGGGAGCAGACGACGACGACGACCGAACUCACACAGAGAGAGGAAGCCUCGAGGAGCCAUUACACGGACGCACACAACGCGGCGCGACGGGACGCGGCGGCGGCGGCUACGACGGUGCUGUCUGCGUAGCAUUGUAUCGUCCGUCAGGCUGAAUAGUUCACUUCGCUUCAACUUUACGCAGAAAAUAUGCGUAGCCCCGCGAGUCGUCUAGUGUACAACCGUGCGUGCUCGAUCGAUACGCCAUUGCGGCGUACCGACUAACCCGUCGACAUACAUACGUACAUACAUUCGUGCGUGCACAACGCGACGUGUAUAAAACGCGUGAUACAUACUUACAUACAAACACGGACGCGCGUACCAUCUUCUAUUUCGUUUGUUUUCUUUUUUUUUUUUUACUUUUUACGUUUCUUCUUUCCAUUGUUAUAAAUAUUACAAUACACAGGAGUUAGGGGAGAACGGGAAAAAAUACGCGACAUGGACGUUCUGAUACUGACUCGAGCAUGACUAUUCGACUACGGACUACGAUGCCGAUGAAUAUCGCGACGAUUACGACGACGAAAACGACGAAGACUAGGAGAUCCGCGACGCUCGCAUACUGUCGCUUCUCGUAACGUAUAUAUGCAUGCAUGUAUAUACAAUACACAAAUAUAUAUAUAUAUAUUAUAUAUAUAUAUAUGUAUAAAUAUACUUGAAUGUACAUAUGUAUAUACGCGUAUAAGCACACGACGUAUUUUCACCCCCCGCACACGGUGUUCCCUCUCAAUCGAGAUCGUUUACUAAUAAACACUCCCCGCAGCCAAUAGCCAGAGCAUGCGGUGCGAGUGCAGGGGAGUUGCUGGUAGACUCGAGACAGACGUACAGACAUGUUGUUGUUUCGCUCCUGCUACCGCUGGCCUCUGAUCGCACUCGGACUCGAGCGGCCCGAGGCCCAGGCCUGGCCCAGGCCACCGACCCGCAGUCGCAUGAACCUGAAGCUGAAGCUGAGGUUGAACCGUUGACGCCGUUCGUUCGUGCCUGCCUGCCUGCAUCUCGCCUAUAUACAGAGGAACGUGGUCGUCGUCGCAUCGUCGUCUCUGCAAGAGGAGCGUAGCGGAGUGCCGAGCAGCGGUGAAGAGUCGAGCGGAGAGGAGAGGAGUGGAGAGGAGUGGAGAGGAGAGGAGAGGAGAGGAUAGAAAGAGAAAGACAGUGAUAACGGAGGGUGGCAGUGUGGCACAACCUUCGCCUCUCCGCUUAUUUUAUUCACUCUUUAAGAUUCCGAGGCAGCUCCACCACCACCACCACCACCACCGCCACCAGCAGCAGCACUAGCAGUUUCUGCAGUGUUUGUGUAUUUGUCGCGUCGCGUGGUGUUUUUCUACGUUUCGUCGUCGUCACAGCCACAGCCACAGCCACAGCAGCAGCAGCUCGAGUAGUCUCGUCGUCUCGUGGCGGACGACGGCGGCGGCGGACGCGUCGUGUUUCGCGUUACACAUCUAUUAUAAUCCACCUCUGUCCGUGUCGUUUCACCUUUGCCUGUGUGUGCUAACCGCGUUAUUAUUAUGUAUACUCACAUACCGAUCAUUUUACGCUGGAUGGAUGAUGGAUGAUAAGUCCCGGACUGUAGGUAUUAUUACUACACCACCACCACCACCACCGCCAGCGGCGGCACCGGGGGACGGACGGACAGUCGUCCUCGCUAUUUAUUACCGCUCGUCGUCGGCUACGUUAUUCAUCAAUGAAUUUGAGGAACCCAGUGAGAUACUACGAUCGGUUUAUUUAACCUGUGCUAUACCGCUGCCUGGAAUGCGAUAACACACAACCUCCGUCUGCUUCGCGGCGACGACUCUUAAAAGUCUCUUUCUCUCUCUCCAGUUCCAGCUCUUCACACUCUUAUUAAUAAUCCAUCGCAGUCAGGACUCUCGGACUUGUGCGUGUGUGUUUCUGUGUGCGAUCGUAAAUAUUAUUCUGCGAACGCGAAGAUGGUAAUCACGGUGUGAAACUAAUUAAAGGAUAAGUAAACAAAAACAAUAAUACGCACGAGUGACAGAGAAAAACAAAGAAAUGCGAACGACGUUGGUAACCGUAACUCGAACAAUGAACACGUAGCAUUAAAAAAGUAAAAACGCUUAAAAAUGUAUUGUUUACGUACGUGAAUCGAGAAAAUUGCUGCUGCAAAAAGAAAGAAAAAAAAAAAAAGAAAAAAACAGUACAUACACAUGUCAUUAACGAGUUCCAAGGACGAGUUAUAUUAAUAAUCAUUAUAACUAAAGGGAAAAGGGAAGAAGAGUUGAUGUUUUAAAAAUUAUUUCCAUUCGUAUUCUUCUCAUUGUAAUAUAAUGGAGACAUUAAUAUCUACGAAUGCAAACAGCCAGUCUUACAGUCCUCAAUUAAAAUCAGUACUGAAAACUUACCAGCUAUCGGCUGUAAAAAGUCUUCAGGGUCCAAGCUCGGCCCUGUUGGGCAUGGACUGUAAAGGGCUGCUUCAAGAACCGGCAGCUUAUCAUUUUUCUACGAUAAACCGUUCCAGCAAUGGGGCGAUAUCCGAUUCCGAACCUGAGCGGCCAAAUUCGGCGAAGGAAAUCGAGAGGCUUGAUAAGCUCGACGAUAUCGUAUCCUGUAAGGAACUGCAAAGAAACGUUGACGCCUUGGAAGAUUCUGACUCGAAUCCGCCAGUGCCGGACAGAGCGAAAGUCAUAGUAGAUAAUAAGCGAGAGCCGGAGUUUCAGAUACCGAUAUUAACCGCGCCUGAUCAGAGCUGUUCAGAGAGAUGCGAAACUUCCCUCGAAGGCGAGAGGAUCUCGUGCUUUGUUGUCGGCGGCGAGAGACGCCUUUGUUUGCCCCAAAUUCUAAACACAGUUUUACAAGACUUCUCGCUCCAACAGAUCAACCAAGUCUGUGACGAGCUUCAAAUAUACUGUUCAAGAUGCACGAGGGACCAACUUGAGGAACUCAAGCUGUCCGGCAUUUUGCCGAGAAACGCUCCAUCCUGCGGUCUCAUUACGCAGACGGAUGCCGAGAGACUGGUCAGUGCCCUAUUGCUCAGGACUGAACCUUGCGAGACGCAGAAUGUUAUUGAGAGCGAAAAAGUUAUAGUAGAAGAUUCGAAGGAUGAGGGAGAGGAAAGUUUGUCACCCAGCAGGUUCAAGGUCUACCACGAAUGCUUUGGGAAGUGCAAAGGCAUUUUCGAGGCGGAUCUCUUCAUCAACGACGAUUCCCCCUGCAUAGAGUGUCUUGAAUGCACGGGCAGAUUCUCACCUCAGCGAUUUGUCAGGCACGCCCAUCGGUCGUUAGAAAAUCGGACUUGCCACUGGGGCUUCGACUCUGCUAAUUGGAGAUCUUAUCUUCUCCUCGCACGAGAUCAACCCCACUAUCAUCAGGUCGCGACUUUUUUUCGGGAGCUCAAGCAACGGCAUCUACCCAAUUCCAAAAGGAAACCUCAGAUGCGACUGGACACCGAGAAGCUGACCAAGAGAGCUAGAAAGGAUUUAAACCAAGAGUGUUCACCCGGAUAUUACAAAGCAAACGGCAUGGGAAUGUACCACCCUGCAACUUCCGCCGCUGGUGUUAAUGACCCCUAUCUCCAGAUGCAAUGGGCAGUUUUUGAACUUGCGGCAAGGGGCGCAUCAGCUUUCCGCCCUUGGAGUGCUGGCGGACCUUGUAAACACAGGGAUGGAACGACACUUGUGCCUGCGUAUCUGAGUCGUGGCCCUCCGGUUCUUCAGCACCCCGAACGAGUGGUACCACAUUCGGAGUGCGAACGUUUCGAACCCCACUUCCAGCCCAAUGUCGCUCUGGCUCCUCUGCCGCCCAUUAAUUUACCGCCUCUAGUUCCACCCGCCUCACAUCAUCAUCACCACCACCAUCAUCCGAAACGUCGCCAUCACCAUCGCCAGCUGAGUCCGGAAGGAAAACUGGAAGUAUUGCCGAUUACUGUUAAAUUAGAAAAGCCUUCUUCACCUAGCCCGGGACUCGGUCCCGGUCAAGCGUCGCUCUUUUCGCCACCCGCGUUAUCCUGCACGACGGAGGGGGACGAGGACAGUAGUCGUGGGAUAAUACCAAAACAAAAUGUCGAGGAAGAGGAGGAGAGCAGUACGGCCGUCACGUCGUCAACGGUAACGGUCGAUCCCCCGCCGACGGAAGCAGCCACGUCUUCGCCGGACAGUGACUCGGACUCGGAUUCGACGGUUGGCAGGGAUCUCGAGUCGAGAUUAGCGACUCUCGACGUACCCAAGGAAGUUACGGACCUCGCGCGACGUCUGGCGUCGCAAAACGCCCGUUUGAGACGUAAUAGGCGUCGCGAUGUCAGGGAAAUAUUAAGGCUUCGAUCUCAGCUUGAACUCCAACAGUUACAGUGCAGUACGAGUAAAGAUGAUGGUAAGAAUAAUAACGAGGCAAACUUUAAUCAUGUAAACGUAACAGUAAACACAAAUGAUAAUGAAAACGCGAAUGCAAACGCGGCUGACAGCACCGAAGGUAGCGAAGAGGCGGAAGCUGUUCCACCGUCGAAUAAGGAUAGUAAGGAUCUUGAAGAUCCCAAUGACUCUGCAGCUGGUAAUGAUUAGAUUUAUUUUUAUUAGUUCUUACCGAGAUUAGAGAAGGAAAUAGAUAAUUGAAGAUAGGAAAAAUGAAACAAAAACAAAAACAAAAAAAACUGCUCACCAAUCAUUGCGCCGUUUGUAUUUUUGGCGUAGCAAACGCGCACUGAAAUUUAUUGUUCAAAUUAAUAACAAUCUAAUGAUUAUCCUAACUUCUGUAAUAUACAGGAAGAGAAAAAAUACAUUUUAGGAAAUCAAUUGAUGAACAAAAGAAUGAAAACUGUUCUGGGUUAUGUGAUAUAUAAAGAGCCUUUAACGUUAUUUCUAUUGAUUAGAAGUUCUAAUAUUGUAGGUAUAAACUUUAUGAACGGUUACAUUAAUUUAUGACCGGUUUGUAGAUAUUGUAUUAUACGGAAGAAAGUAAUUAGGUUUAAAUAGAAAAGGAAAAAAAAGAAAGAAAAAAAGAAAACUUAUCAUGCCAAUAACAAUUACGUUUAGCGAUUUAUUUAAUUGUAAUCUUAAGGACAUGAGACAUGCAGAAUUACGAGCAUUUGAGUAUAUCACAUAUACAUCAUCUGCGCAAAAUGAUUUUCUAUUUGGGCGUACACUCAAUGUUUUAUUGUAAUAGGUAGAACGAAGAAAUAGGUUGCUUUUCGUUAACACUCUCUCUUUUGCCAUCCUCUUCCGUUUCCUCUUCAUCUUUCUGGCAACUAUAUAUGUAUUGUGAUUUUAUGUGUAUGCACAUAUACAUAUAAUCAUAAUACCGCGCAAUGUAAAUACAUUCUCAUAUCACAGGUAUCCAUACACACAAACAUACAUGAAUAUAUGCAUGAUAUAAUUAUGCGUUAAUCAUUUUAUUUAAUUAAUAUUAUGCGAAUUAAUUGUGAAAGUACAAAAAACCCUAGGUGCUAUGUUGUUACGUUAGCCUACGUUUCGAGAGCGAACGCGGCUCGUUGCAAUACUAAAAAACGAGAAAGAAAAAUUAGCCACAUUUGUUGAGUACACGUUCGGUUCCGCAUUGUCUUCAUUAGGUACUAUAUUAAUUAUUUUAAGAUAAUAGUCUCGUUUAAUAUUUAGUCUUGAUUAUACACGAUAAAUGCGUACAGUAUAUUGUUCAACCCACGGCGGACUUUAGACAUUGUUGUUCACCGACUAUUUAAUGUGCAGAAAACGCAUUAUCAUCCCACGAAAAAAUUACACACACACACAGGCAUUCAUUCAUACAUACAUACAUAUACAUAUAUUCUGACUCAGAAGCGAAUUUAUACAUUAAAGAAGAAAAAAAAAAAAAAAACCAUUAGUUCUCCUUGUCAAGUCAAAACCC